AUUUCUUUCCCACCCCAAUCAAAAAGAUACAUUAUCAUAUCUUUCUAUCUAUUUGUGAUUUUUUCUGACGUGGCCCAAUAGAAAGUAGUGCAACUUUUUCAAGAUUUCAAUUCAUAUCCUAGCUUAUUCAAUGCUAUACAACACCAGUGUAUAUAUUCAUACAAGUGUACCUUCACAUCACUUUGCUCUUGGUUUAGAGCAUUUGAUCCUUUCAUAAAGAUUCAGUUUCUUCUCCAUUUCUCAUCCCUCCAAUCACAUCCUAAUUUCUUGGGUUUAUUGUUCAGGUACAGAAGUAAAACAGAAAAAAAAAAAAGAAAAAAGAAAGAAAAACAGCAUUUAGUGACAGUAGCACCAGCACACCCCACUAGAUUUUCUUGAAAGAAUUUUGAAUUAAAUCCCCUUUAUCAAGAAAACCCAGUUAGGAUUUGGAAGUUAGGCACAUUUAUUGGGUGGUUGGGUCCUGAAAACUCUGCAUAAAUUUCUUGGUAUAUACAUACAAAACACUCUUUAUCAUGGCUUUAUGUGCAUAUGCAUUUCCUGGGAUUUUGAACAGGACAGUGGCAGUGGCUUCAGAUGCUUCAAAGCCAACUCCUUUAUUCUCUGAAUGGAUUCAUGGAACAGAUCUGCAGUUUCAGUUCCACCAAAAGCUUACUCAGGUCAAGAAAAGGUCACGUACGGUUCAGGCUUCUUUGUCAGAAUCCGGAGAAUACUACACACAGAGACCACCAACACCUAUUUUGGACACUAUCAACUAUCCCAUUCAUAUGAAAAAUCUUUCUCUAAAGGAACUUAAACAACUAGCAGAUGAGCUAAGAUCAGAUACAAUUUUCAAUGUAUCAAAGACUGGUGGUCACCUUGGUUCAAGUCUUGGCGUUGUUGAGCUUACAGUUGCUCUUCAUUAUGUCUUCAACGCACCCCAAGAUAGAAUACUCUGGGAUGUUGGUCAUCAGUCAUAUCCUCACAAAAUCUUGACUGGUAGAAGGGAGAAGAUGUCAACAUUAAGACAAACAAAUGGACUUGCUGGAUUUACUAAGCGGUCGGAGAGUGAAUAUGAUUGCUUUGGGACUGGCCACAGUUCCACCACCAUCUCAGCAGGCCUAGGGAUGGCUGUUGGAAGAGAUCUGAAAGGAAGAAACAACAAUGUUAUAGCCGUAAUAGGUGAUGGUGCCAUGACAGCAGGUCAAGCUUAUGAAGCCAUGAAUAAUGCUGGUUACCUGGACUCUGACAUGAUUGUUAUUUUAAACGACAAUAGACAAGUUUCUUUGCCUACUGCUACUCUGGAUGGGCCAGUUCCUCCUGUUGGAGCUCUAAGUAGUGCUUUGAGCAGGUUGCAGUCUAAUAGGCCUCUCAGAGAACUAAGAGAAGUCGCUAAGGGGGUUACUAAGCAGAUUGGUGGACCUAUGCAUGAGCUUGCUGCAAAAGUUGAUGAAUAUGCUCGUGGCAUGAUCAGUGGUUCUGGAUCAACAUUGUUUGAAGAACUUGGACUUUAUUAUAUUGGUCCUGUGGAUGGUCACAAUAUUGAUGAUCUUAUUUCUAUUCUCAAAGAGGUUAGAAGUACUAAAACAACAGGUCCUGUACUGAUCCAUGUUGUCACCGAGAAAGGCAGAGGUUAUCCAUAUGCUGAGAGAGCUGCAGACAAGUAUCAUGGAGUUGCCAAAUUUGAUCCAGCAACAGGAAAGCAAUUCAAAGGCAGUGCCAAGACUCAGUCCUAUACAACAUAUUUUGCAGAGGCUUUAAUUGCAGAAGCAGAAGCAGAUAAAGACAUUGUUGCAAUCCAUGCUGCCAUGGGGGGUGGGACCGGGAUGAACCUUUUCCUCCGUCGCUUCCCGACACGGUGUUUUGAUGUUGGAAUAGCAGAACAACAUGCAGUAACCUUUGCUGCUGGACUGGCUUGUGAAGGCCUCAAACCUUUCUGUGCAAUUUAUUCAUCUUUCAUGCAGAGGGCUUAUGACCAGGUAGUGCAUGACGUUGAUUUGCAAAAGCUGCCUGUGAGGUUUGCCAUGGACAGAGCAGGUCUUGUUGGAGCAGAUGGUCCUACACAUUGUGGUGCAUUUGAUGUUACUUUCAUGGCAUGUCUCCCUAACAUGGUUGUAAUGGCUCCUUCUGAUGAAGCGGAGCUAUUUCACAUUGUAGCAACUGCUGCUGCCAUUGAUGACAGACCAAGUUGUUUCAGAUACCCAAGAGGAAAUGGGAUUGGUGUAGAGCUUCCGGCUGGAAACAAAGGAAUUCCCCUUGAGGUUGGUAAAGGCAGGAUAUUGGUUGAAGGGGAGAGAGUGGCUCUAUUGGGAUACGGCUCAGCAGUGCAGAACUGUUUGGCUGCUGCUUCUGUGUUAGAAUCCCGUGGCUUACAAGUAACAGUUGCAGAUGCACGUUUCUGCAAACCACUGGACCGUGCUCUCAUAAGGAGCCUUGCAAAAUCACACGAGGUACUUGUCACUGUUGAAGAAGGAUCAAUUGGAGGUUUUGGAUCGCAUGUUGUUCAGUUUAUGGCCUUAGAUGGGCUUCUUGAUGGCAAGUUGAAGUGGAGACCAAUAGUUCUUCCUGAUCGAUACAUUGACCAUGGAUCUCCUGCUGAUCAGUUGGCAGAAGCUGGCCUAACACCAUCUCACAUUGCAGCAACAGUAUUUAACAUACUUGGACAAACCAGAGAGGCUCUAGAGGUCAUGACAUAAGAUGCAAGAACUGUAAAAGAAUGUAUAUUAUAAAAUAUAGUUUUAGGACAAGUCACCAACUAGCUGAAACAGUUGUAAGCUGUUAUAACUUUCAUAAGCAGGUUAACACAUAAUACUUAUUCUCCAAAUAUGUAAAGUUUCCAUGGCUGAGCCACAGUUCAAGACCUCUAAGUCUCUUCAAAGAGUUGUGAUUAACUCAUGUGGUUUCUGGUUGCGUAACCGUUGCUAGAUUUGGAGUUAAAUUUCAACGGCCUGAGUCCAUGAAGACAAAUGAAUAUAAAAGAUUUUGUCUUUUGUAGUUGCACAAGAAAGGCAACUCAAUGACAUUUCAAGUAUGAAAUCACAUAAAGUUGAAAGAAGUUUUGUGAACUCAGCGUCACAAUUGACUUAAUUAAUUGCCUUUCAGUCAUGGUCUUGAUUAGCCAUAAGAAUGCAUAGAUGAAACCAUUUUCUUCAAGAGAAACUAUGCUAUGCAUGUUUGAAGACCUAUUAGAAUCGACAGAUACAAUCUCCUAAACGAAGGGUCGAAAAGAAAGCAGAAACAAAGAAGUGUUGCCUUCUACAAUACAACUUUCCCUUUCAAAAUAGUUGCUC
This is a messenger RNA of Capsicum annuum, 3266 nucleotides long. RefSeq names its product probable 1-deoxy-D-xylulose-5-phosphate synthase, chloroplastic. Gene Ontology annotation, cellular component: chloroplast. The transcript is spliced from 10 exons. NCBI's taxonomy places the organism in Eukaryota, Viridiplantae, Streptophyta, Magnoliopsida, Solanales, Solanaceae. Gene Ontology annotation, biological process: terpenoid biosynthetic process; chlorophyll biosynthetic process. Gene Ontology annotation, molecular function: 1-deoxy-D-xylulose-5-phosphate synthase activity. The record is from RefSeq and is marked validated. Bases 513 to 2672 code for a protein of 719 amino acids.